This is a messenger RNA of Triticum dicoccoides, 1866 nucleotides long. Its product is annotated as chaperone protein ClpB1-like. Gene Ontology annotation, biological process: cellular response to heat. The record is from RefSeq and is a predicted model, not a curated record. Gene Ontology annotation, cellular component: cytoplasm. Gene Ontology annotation, molecular function: ATP hydrolysis activity; ATP binding. NCBI's taxonomy places the organism in Eukaryota, Viridiplantae, Streptophyta, Magnoliopsida, Poales, Poaceae. The transcript has 6 exons. Bases 16 to 1866 code for a protein of 616 amino acids.
ACCUACGGCCGGGACAUGACCGGCGAGGGCGACCCGGUCAUCGGCCGCGACGACGAGAUCGACCGCGUCGUCGACAUCCUCUGCCGCAGGACCAAGAACUGCGCGGCGCUCGUCGGCGCCGCCGGGGUCGGCAAGACCGCCGUCGCCGAGGGCCUCGCGCAGCGCAUCGCGUCCGGGGCCGUCCCCGACGCGCUCGUCGGGGCACGCGUGGUGGAGGUCGACCUCGCGGCCAUGGUGGCCGGCACGCGGUACCGUGGCAUGUUCGAGGAGCGCAUGAAGAACGUGAUCAAGCGGGCAGAGGCGUCCAACGGCAAGAUCAUACUGUUCGUGGACGAGAUGCACAUGCUCUACUCCGCCGGCAGCAGCCGGACCAACUGCACCAGCGCCUCCAACAUGCUCAAGCCGGCGCUGGCCCGCGGCCGCAUCCGCUGCGUGGGGGCCACCACCUUUGACGAGUACCGCCAGUACGUGGAGAAGGACCCUGCGCUCGAGCGACGGUUUCAGAAAGUGCACGUCGGGGAGCCGAGCAUUGAGGCCACCAUUGCCAUCUUGCGGGGGCUAAAGCAACGAUUCCAAGACCACCAUGGACACGAAAUUCAGGAUGCCGCUCUCGUCGCUGCUGCGCACCUCGGCGCCCGCUACAUCACCGGUCGUCAAUUUCCAGAUAAGGCAAUUGAUCUGAUCGAUGAGGCAUGUACUUUCAUAGCCAGAAAGAUGAAGCAGAUUGACAACCAACUACUAGUAGAUGACAACACUACUCCCAAUAGCUUAAACGAUGCAAAUAAAAAGGUGGUUGUCAACCCGAAAAGUAGCUCCACAAAUAGAGUGAAGAAAGCAAUUGUUGAUCCAAAUGAUGUCGCGCAGGUUGUGAGUCGAUGGACUGGAAUUCCUGUUGCUACGCUUUGUGAAGAGGAGAAGGACAAAUUAAUCCACAUUGGAGAUAGAUUGCAUGAGCGUGUUAUUGGUCAAGAUGAAGCGGUCAAUUUGGUUGCGCAAGCUGUGUUACGCUCUAGGGCCGGCCUUGAUCAACCUAGCCAACCGACAGGUUCUUUCCUCUUUUUAGGCCCGUCUGGUGUUGGAAAGACGGAGCUUGCAAAAGCUCUUGCCGAGCAACUAUUUGACAGUGAAAAGAUGCUUGUUCGGGUUGACAUGUCUGAAUAUGCUACUGCUGGGUCUGUAACACGUCUCAUUGGAGCACCUCCAAGCUAUAUUGGAUAUGAAGAUAGCGGACAAUUGACUGAAAAAGUGAGAAGGCAUCCAUAUAGCCUUAUCCUUUUUGAUGAGGUCGAGAAGGCACAUCCCUCGGUGUUUAAUAUUUUUCUUCAAAUUCUUGAUGAUGGCAUGUUGACUGAUGGCAAAGGUAGAACUGUUGACUUUAAGAAUACUAUCAUCAUUAUGACCUCAAAUCUUGGAUCAGAAUACCUUACAACAAAAAUGACUGGAGAAAAGCCAUUAGAAGUUGCAAGGAACCUUGUCAUGGAAAAGGUUCAGAAGUUCUUCAAGCCCGAACUUCUCAACAGGAUUAGUGAGAUUGUGAUAUUUGAGUCACUUUCCUAUGAACAAAUGAAAGAGGUUGCAAAAAUUCAGAUUAAGAACGUUGUAGCUAGAGUAGCCAAUAAGGGCAUCUCUCUGUCUACAACCGAUGCCUUGUUGGACGUCAUAAUGUCGGAGUCACACAAUCCGAUGUAUGGUGCAAGACCCAUAAGAAGGUGGGUGGAAAGAAAUGUGAUAACAAUGCUCUCUGAGAUGCUAGUAAAAGGUGAGGCUGGUGAAGGUUCAACAAUCUUCAUCGAUGCGACAGAUGACAAGAAGGGGUUGAAAUAUGAAGUGGUGAAGAUGCCGGUCCUAGACUUUUCUAGUGUGUGA